GUUAUAAAGCAAAGAUGGCAGUGAGAGGUGGUGCACGAAUUUUUCUCCUCGCAAUUUUGUGUAUUUUUUUGUUAAAAUCAUGUAACGGGGCCGCGACAGAUAUUGAAUUGGACGCAAAAGCACAGUUGUUACAUAGACUUGAUAGUUUGAAUCUUCUAUUGUAUACAUUUUUAUUAAUAUUGACUGUUUUAACAAUAUGGACAUUUAAGCACCGUCGACUUAGGUUCCUCCAUGAAACUGGUCUAGCUGUCAUUUACGGAUUAAUUAUAGGAGCAAUAAUUCGUUAUGGCUUUACGACAAGUAGUACCAUCCUCCAUAUGCCUGUUGUCCCAGACAACAGUAGCAAAUACAACCAAUCAGUUCCACCAGAUACAUUAUGGUUACGUUUCCCAGAAGAUAAAGGAGGUGGUGAUAUUAAGAACAAAACAUUUGCUUAUUCGUUCAGGGGAGAGAUUUAUAAACAGGACAAUGAAAUUGAUCUAAAGGCUACAUUUGAUCCUGAAAUAUUUUUCAAUAUCAUUUUACCACCAAUUAUUUUUCAUGCUGGUUAUAGCUUAAAACGUAAAUAUUUCUUUAGGAAUUUGGGAGCUAUUCUUAUGUAUGCUUUGAUUGGAACAACAAUAUCAGCAUUUGUUAUAGGAGCUUUGAUGUAUGCCUUCUUACAAUUAAUACCGCAUCUUGCCAGUUCGUUCACGUUUCUGGAUGCUUUAUAUUUCGGUGCAUUGAUAUCUCCUACAGAUCCACUGACAAUAAUUUCGAUUUUUAAUGAUUUACACGUAGAUGUAAAUUUGUAUGCAUUGGUAUUUGGGGAAAGCGUAUUGAAUGAUGCGGUUGCGAUCGUACUUAGCGGUUCUAUACAAAAUUAUGCAGAACGUUAUCAGUCAGGUUCGGGUGGAUUCGAAACCGUAGCAUUUUUCCAAGCAUUCGGUGAUUUUGUUGGAAUAUUCAGUCUUUCUUUAUUUAUCGGUGCUACAAUGGGAUGUAUCACUGCUUUAUUAACGAAAUUUACUAGAGUCAGAGAUUUUCCUCUAUUGGAGUCAGCAUUAUUUGUUUUAAUGUCUUACAGCACUUUCUUAAUUGCAGAAGCAUCUGAUCUUACAGGUGUGGUCGCUGUAUUAUUUUGUGGCAUAUGUCAAGCGCAUUACACAUAUAAUAAUUUAAGCCCAGAUUCUCGUCAAAGGACAAAACAACUGUUUGAACUUUUGAACUUCUUAGCUGAAAACUUUAUAUUCAGUUACAUCGGUGUCUCGAUGUUUACUUUCCCAAAACACCAUUUCGAUCCAGGAUUUAUUUUUGCAGGAUUUCUCUGCGCGCUACUAGGUCGUGCGGCAAAUGUAUAUCCGUUAUCAUUUGUGUUGAAUUUGGCUCGAAAGCCGAAGAUAUCGUUAAAUUAUCAGCAUAUGUUAUUUUUUGCUGGAUUACGCGGAGCUAUGAGUUUUGCUUUAGCCAUCAGGAAUACUGUGUCGGAUGCUCGACAAGCUAUGUUAACGACAACAAGUCUAAUAGUAAUUUUAACAGUCAUUUUCCAAGGUGGAGGAACAACUCAAUUUUUGAGUUGGUUCAAUAUACCAGUCGGAGUAGAUGAAGAAAUAGAAGGAUUGUCACAUAAUGGAAUGCGCAGUUCUGGUGGCGAAGGUGGCUUUGGAGAUCUGGACAUGCGUAGGGAGAGAAGUCCGCCGUAUAAUUCUAUGCAGGAUGGAUCAUUACCAGCCAGUGGCGCAAAACCUAAUGAAAAAGCAUUACUUGCCAGAAUCUGGGGUAAUUUCGAUACUCGCUACAUGAAACCGCUUUUAACUCACUCCAGGCCUACGUUAUUAGAAACACUUCCAGUGUGUUGUGGUCCUUUAGCCAGAAUUCUCACUACAACGCAACAAAUGACACAGGACGAAACUAUUAGAAAAGCAGAUUCAGAUUCGGAUUUUUGUCUCGAAGAUCGUGAAAUGGAGCGGCGAAGGACCAGUGUUCAACCGACAUUGACAACAAAAAGUUGGAUCUGGGAACUGUGAUGGGAGAAGUUAGUCCGGGACCACUACCACUGCACACACGCGUCGCCUUGCCAGGUUUGGUCGGCAGACAUUUAUAAAGACUAAUUUAUAUUGGUAAAUAAACAUACCGUGCUAAAUAUAUAAUACUGUAUGUCCAACUGAUAAAUGUAUUUAUUUGAGAAGCUUAUGAUCAUCUGUGCAGACUAUUAUACCUAAUAUAAUGUUAUCUGUCGUAAAUAGAAUUUUAAAGAUAUUCCCAGUAUCGGCUGCCUUUAUUGUUAACAUAAAUCAUUUUUGUAAUCAUUGUAAGAGCAAAUUCACGAUUAUUAUAUUACUUCGUCGUAAAGUAUUAAUAUCAGAAUGAGUUAUAACUCGCGUUAUUUUCAUCUUAUUAUUAAUAUGAUUUUCUAAACUUCACCAUUUAUUUCAAAAUGAUUUAUCGUUCUUUCAAAUUUUAAAUAUAUUUGAAUUCUUAAAUAAGCUGCUUGUAUGUGCGUGCGUGUGCGUAUGUGUGUUUACCAUAUUCAAAUGUAUGUUACAUUUAUUGGUUGCUCUAAAUAUGGUGAACUUGAAUUUGACAAAGUUCUUUACAUACACACACAAAAAUUUUUAUCGACAAAUGAAAUUUUUUAUCUUUAGUUGAUUGUAUAAUUUACUAUUCAGUGGAGGUCCUGGCUUGUAAUAAUUAUUAGAAAAAAAAAAUUACCUUAAAAUGCUGUUAAAUCGGAAACAGUAAUGUGAUAUCAACCUAUGUCUCCUAAGUAUGCAUUUUUCAUUCGAAUAUAAUAAUUGACAAACAUAAUAAAGUAUAAUAAAACACGGUUAAGGGAUUUAGACACUCUCAAAAACGCUAUAUUUAUACAAAAUUCAUACAUUAAUACAUUGACAAUAAAUUAAUAACUUUACGGCAUCUUUGUUGCGUUAACAAUGUUGCGUUUUUAAUUCACAUUAAUGAUGAAGGUUCUGAUAUGAUUUUAAAUUAUUAUAUUUGGAUGUAUUUUGCAAUAGUUUGAUAAGAAUGGACAAUUACAGAUGUAAUACAAUUAUUUGGACAUAGAACUUAAUUUGUUAUUCAGCAAAUUGAUUUUGCUAGUAUACAUAUACAGUUUUAUUUGCAUUCAAAGUGCAGGACACUUAGUGUACGACGAUAUGCAAAUAAAUCCUUUUUAUAUUAUAA
This is a messenger RNA of Colletes gigas, 3162 nucleotides long. It is a transcript of the gene Nhe3, whose product is annotated as sodium/hydrogen exchanger 7. Gene Ontology annotation, biological process: proton transmembrane transport; sodium ion transport; regulation of pH. The record is from RefSeq and is a predicted model, not a curated record. Gene Ontology annotation, molecular function: sodium:proton antiporter activity. Bases 15 to 2006 code for a protein of 663 amino acids. Gene Ontology annotation, cellular component: recycling endosome; membrane. The transcript has 14 exons. NCBI's taxonomy places the organism in Eukaryota, Metazoa, Arthropoda, Insecta, Hymenoptera, Colletidae.